AGCAGAAGAAGUAAAGAUGGAGGUGUUUGUCAGCGCUCCCAGUUUCAAGUUUUCUGGCUGGGUAUUUCCAGAUGAUUCUGUGGUCAGAGACGUUCUGAACCGGUUCAGUCAGCAACAGGGAGUUUCUUCUUCAGAGGAUUUCUACGUCGUCAGAAAUGGUCGACUGUCAGACCUGGAGGAUCCACUGCAGCAUGGAGCUGUCUAUCACCUGGAGCCCCGCCUCUGCGGGGGGAAAGGAGGGUUCGGGUCCAUGCUGCGAGCUCUGGGCGCUCAGAUCGAGAAGACGACGAACCGUGAGGCCUGCAGAGAUCUGAGCGGACGCCGCCUCCGAGACGUCAACCACGAGAAAGAGAUGGCAGAGUGGCUGAAGAAGCAGGCAGAGCGCGAGGCGGAGAAGGAGCAGCGUCGCCUGGAGCGUCUGCAGAGGAAACUGUCCGAACCCAAACACCAGUUCACCGAUCCCGAGUACCAGCAGCAGUGUCACAACCUGUCGGAGAGACUCGAGGACUCUGUGAUCAAAGGUCUUCAGGUGUCCUGCGGCAGUCACGUGACAGCGGACGACGCCUCGGCAACAAAGAGACCCAACUCUGACCAGAGCGAGCAGCCGCACAAGAAGAAGAAGAAAACCGCGGGGGCGGGGGCGGGGGCGGGGGCGUGUUUCUGGACGGGCGUGGAUGAGCUGCUGAGCUCAGACGAUGAAGAUGAGGAGGAGGAGGAAGAGGAGUCUCUGUCCACGUCUUCCACCAGCUGCGGAGCUGCUGUUGUUACCAUGACAACACAGUCUGAGGAGGCAGAGCCUGAGCAGAGCAGCAGAACCGCAGAGGACCAGAAACCUCCAGAGACCUCCAGAGACCAGAGUUUCAGACCCUCAGAGGAGGAAAAACCACCAGAGACCUCCAGAGACCAGAGUGUCAGACCCUCAGAGGAGAAAAAACCACCAGAGACCUCCAGAGACCAGAGUGUCAGACCCUCAGAGGACCAGAAACCUCCAGAAGCUUCUAAACCAUCAGAGGAGUCCAGCUGCUCGUCUGGACAGCAGCAGCUGGGUCGGUCUGCGGUGGACCUGUCCUCGGUGUCAUCCGUAGACCAGCUCGAGUCUCUGGGUCUGGACACCCUGAAGGAGGAACUGAUGUCUCGAGGUUUGAAGUGCGGGGGGACGCUGACGGAGCGCGCCGCCCGACUCUUUUCCAUCAAAGGACUGACGCCAGAUCUGAUCGACCCGGCGCUGCUCGCCAAACCCGGCAAGCCGAAGAGGAAGUGAAGCGGUCAGAGGUCAGAGGACCUCCAGCCUUCAGCCUCACAUGUUUGUAUCUCAUGACUCUUCUUCUUCUGUUCAGUUUUAUCUUCUGUCUCGUUGAAUCUCCUUCACGUCACAAAAACUUCAAAUGUUUCAGCUUUUUGUUCUCGCUUCAAAGUUUUUAUUAAAAUGUCGAACACGAAACGUUUCUUGCCUC
Chelmon rostratus (copperband butterflyfish) is the source of this 1454-nucleotide messenger RNA. It is a transcript of the gene sde2, whose product is annotated as SDE2 telomere maintenance homolog (S. pombe). Lineage: Eukaryota; Metazoa; Chordata; Actinopteri; Chaetodontiformes; Chaetodontidae. The transcript is spliced from 8 exons. Bases 17 to 1261 code for a protein of 414 amino acids. The record is from RefSeq and is a predicted model, not a curated record. Gene Ontology annotation, cellular component: nucleus.